This is a messenger RNA of Balearica regulorum gibbericeps (East African grey crowned-crane), 776 nucleotides long. The record is from RefSeq and is a predicted model, not a curated record. NCBI's taxonomy places the organism in Eukaryota, Metazoa, Chordata, Aves, Gruiformes, Gruidae.
GUGACUACGACAAGGUGAAGGCGGUGUCCGAAGGCUCCGACUGCCGGUGCAAAUGCCUGGUCAGACCCCUGGGCCGCGGUGCCUGCCAAAGGAUUAACGAAGGCGCUUUCAAAGCGGAGGACUUUUACACGGUGGAAACCAUCACGUCAGGACCCAGCUGCAAGUGUGCGUGCGUGGCCCCCCCCUCGGCGCUCAAUCCUUGCGAGGGGGACUUCAGGCUGAAGAAGCUGCGGGAGGCGGAGAGCAGCGACCUGAAGCUGUCCUCCAUCGUCGAGAUGCUGGAAAGCGCCUUUUACGGCUUAGACCUUCUGAAGCUGCACUCGGUCACGACCAAGCUGGUGGGUCGGGUGGAAAAGCUUGAGGAGGGCAUGUCCAGAAAGUUCACGCAGGAAGGCCAUCAGGCAGGAGCCAGCGUGGAGGAGGCUCCGCAGGAUCCCCACCGCAGGGACAGGGAGAACUGCUCCAGUCUCAUCACCAACAGCCUCGCCGACAUCGAGAGCUCACUGCAGCGGGACGCCGAGGCUGCCUACAUGCACACAGAGGGCAAAUAUGAAGAAAGAUUCCUGAAGGAUGAGACCAUUUCCCAGCAGAUCAACUCUGUCGAGUCCCUCCCGGAGCUGCACCUCUCUCUGGAGGAUGAGAAGCCCAAGCAGCUCUUGCAGAGGAAGCUGCGUGUGAGGAGCCGGCCUCCUUCCAAGCCCACCAUCGUCCGAGGGGUCACCUACUACAAAGCCCAGUCCAGUCCGCGGAGUCGGAGAACGACAUCGAGGAGCAGC